AUGGAGAUUUUGUACUCUGAGAAGGGUAUCAUUUUGAAUCACCUAAAAUAUGAAUUUGAGCUUCUGAAGAUAUUUGAGCUGAAAAAUUGUAAGGCUGCAAUCCCACCUGCUGAAGCGAAUCACAAGUUGGAUUCUGAUGUUGAGGGUGAUGAUGUAGAUGCUACAACUUUUAAACAACUGGUUGGCUCAUUGAGAUAUCUCUGCAACACGAGACCUAACAUCUGUUAUUCAGUUGGAAUGGUGAGUAUGUUUAUGAGUAAAUCAAAGUGGUCACAUUACCAAACUGCUGUCAAGAUUCUGAGGUAUAUUAAGGGGACUUCGAGGUAUGGAGUGUUAUUCCCUUCUGGUGUUAAGUCUGAAGCAGAACUAAUGUGUUAUUCAGAUUUUGAUUGGUGUGGAGACAGAGCUAACAUAAGAAGUACUUCUGGAUAUUUCUUCAAGUAUCUGGGAGGUUCUAUUUCUUGGUGUUCCAAGAAGCAACCAAUUGUUGCUUUGUCAACAUGUGAAGUUGAGUACAUUGCAGGUGCUUUGUCUGCGUGUCAAGCUAUUUAG
This is a messenger RNA of Lathyrus oleraceus (garden pea), 552 nucleotides long. RefSeq names its product secreted RxLR effector protein 161-like. The record is from RefSeq and is a predicted model, not a curated record. The transcript has a single exon. The coding region runs from base 1 to 552 and encodes 183 amino acids. NCBI's taxonomy places the organism in Eukaryota, Viridiplantae, Streptophyta, Magnoliopsida, Fabales, Fabaceae.